CCCACCGCACCACAAAAUGCGGUACAAAGUUCGAAUCGUAAGGGAUGUUCUGUAAAUGCGUGUGUACAUUUGUCAUUAGAUCUAGCACAACGAGCCGUAAUUACCGAGAGAGAGGUGAAGUAGCACAGACUUAGCACCCGAUGUGAGGAAAAUGUGAAGGUUGUUUCCUCCUGAAAAAGGCUGGAAUCAUCAUAAUACGGUGGAUAUUUUGCCCGGGUUUCUAACUUCUGAACUCCUCGAACGCCACGUGACGCGACCCGACCAUGGAUCAGAAUAUUUCAGUGGCAAACCAGACUUGUAUCAUUGCCACAUACAGAGGUUUUCUUGUUCAUGGCUCCUUCCCCUUCGCUGUGUGUAUCAUCUUGAUUCUCAGCUUCAUACAACGGACCAAGAAGGAGAGACAGCCAGGGGCUCUGCAAAAUCCUCUGCGUGAUCUCUUCUCUCUGAUCUAUCCCAUAGACUUGUUUGACAACCAUGACCGUCUGCCGCACUGCCUGGCCUUCGGUGCUGCAUCCUCCAUGGUUCUUGACCUCAUCUUCGGUGACUACCAGUCCUAUUUCUUCGGUUGGGUCAUGCCUGGAUGGUCCAAGAUAUUGUUUGGCACCAUCGUGACCAUAGAAAUCGCCGUGGACUGUUUCCCCUUCUUUGCUUGCAUCACCUGCAAGUCUCGGCUCAUAGCCAAUGGCAUGGGAUUUCUGUAUCUGGCUGGCUGGUUUAUCAUGCUGAUCUUGAUCAGUGUCGGCUGUGAAAGCCGUGGCCAUGAAAACAAGGAGCCGUAUCCAGUCCUGGUACCACAGAUCCCUGUGCUGAUCUGCAUCUUCCUGCUCACUAUUUACUUCCUCGGCAUGUUUAUCUCCAUUCUCAUCCAGCGCCACAAGGGAAUCACACUCACGAGUCAGGAGAGGCUGUACAAGACUCAUCAGGCGAUCUACGUCAGAAAUCUCCUCAACAAGCCUGCUGAAGUAGUGUACACAGGCUGGCGUGCUAGAUUUGUGAAGUUCUACAAGCCUCACCCAGGCUUCAUCUACCCAACCCGGGUGCUCAUGCCAUGUUUUGUCUGCAUAAUCAGUAUUUACCAGGUUGCAUUUUGGUUCAUACCCCUGGGACUCAACCUAAUAAACCUUGCCUAUGGUACACUGAUGGGCUUGGCCGCCCAGCAUUAUAAUCUCCUCAACGACACUGAGACGUUGGCUAAUAUCACCGCCCAAGUGAACCAGGCGCACACCGGACUCAGAGUCAGCUGGUGGAUUGCUAGCAUUCUGUCAAUCAUUGUUGCCCUUCUCUACACUCCACACAUCUUGAAGAAUUACAGGAAACACUUGAUGAGCAUGUGGGCAGGGAAACACAAGUUGCAAACAGCUGUGACACUGAAGUCUGCUGAUUCUAUUGUUGGCAGUUUGAAGUACAUCGGAUUUCAAGUGGCUGUUUUCCUCACAGGUUACAUGGUUGUGCAAGGAUUCAUCUUCGUACUUGUGGCAGGCAUUACGUUUAUUGUGCUAGCCAGCAUGUGGUACUUCCAGACAUUUUUCAUUUCCUUUGUAGUGGAUGUUAUUGUGCCCUCAACUAUCAUUAGUGUGUUGGUGAUGUACAGUCAGAAUAUCAUUGUCAAGCAUUGCUUCACUCAGGCCAAGCUCGACCCAGGUGAUGCUGAUGUACCCCUCGCACUGAAACACAGAGUGUGGUUUCUACUGUACUCCUAUGUGACUUUGUUCCUGAAUAUGUUGUACGGGCUGGUCUUUGCGGUACUCCGCAUCGUGAUUGGGACGAUCAUUUCUGUGAUUCUCCUGCCACGCAUUGACCGGCCCAUCUGGGCACCGGGCGUGGGUGACAAAGACUUAGUCUACGUAAUGUACGCGGGCAACCUGUACACCGAGAACGCUCACAGCAACCCCAUUCUGGUCAUGUUCUGUCACCUGAUGGUCUACGAUGUCCUGAAACCAAAGCGGCAGCGACUGAAACUGGCCCAUCAUCACAGCCUGACGGCCAGAGAAGGACUGGUCAACAGCCAGGAACCCAGCUACACGGAUUUGGAGAGCACUGCGACAGAGAAAGAACGACCCAAUCUCUUGAGGUACUUCCGUUGGCACCUGGCCUACACGCUGAUCAACAAUCCCUCCCUGAUCCAGCUGCGGAAGCACUCAGCCAUCUUGCCCGAGCAGGAGGUGGUGAUAUCCCCAGAUGGGCAGGCCAAGUUUGUCAACGCCGGGAAAGGGAACGGAGGGCAUCAGUUGCUGCCUCACAUCGUGGAGGUGAUGAAGCGGCAAGACCAGAUAAGAAGCAACCAGGAAGCAUCUCCCUCAGUGGCUGAGCCUUCUGUGAAUGCGGUUGACCCGGGACUGAUUGUCCUAGAUGAUGCCGCCCCACCGUACCAGCCACGCCCGCCUAAUGCCAAUCUUCCUAUGCAGCAGGUGGGUCUGUCUGGUGAACACGACAAUCCGAUCUUAUCGGGAACGGGCGAGAAGGAACUCCAUUCUGCAGGCUCUGAAAGUACUGCCUAGUUGUGCUUAAUCCCAAACUUUAAACUCGGAUUGGAAUUUUUCCUCAGAUCAGCUGACUUCCUUUAUUUUUCAUUUCACACUUUUGCCGGUUAAAGAUUGAAAAAAAACCACUGUUACAUAAGUCUUGUAAAGCUUGGAAAUUCCUCUUUUUUGGUUAGUUCCCAUUUGCAUGCCUAUAAACUCUUUUUGUAUGGUGAUCUGAUAUAUCGGAUAUAUAACUUGAAUCCUCUUAGAGACAACGAGCUGAUAUAUCCACUCAAAUAUCAUAGCUAUUUUUUAAAAUGCCUUCUAAUUAAAGCAAUUACUUCCGAAAUAAGAGUUAGUUUCCAAAUGUAUAUAAACAUGAAUGUAUGGAACACGAAGAGUACUGCAGCAUGUCCACAACUAAAUUCACAGUAUUAUGGUAUAGUUUCUGUAAAAAAAAUUCUAUACAGGGAAUGUUACGUUGGUAUGCUUAACUAGGUACCACAAUACUCGUAUAUCAGCAUUGAUACCAGAGCCAGUAGAUUGGAACAUGAUUUCUGUUUACGUGAUCAAAACUGCGACCUUUUAGAAGAUUAGGAAUUGUACUAUACAAAGUGUAUUCUAGAAUGUAUGAAAAUUUAAGAUAUUUUAUGUAUUUAAAAUAAUUAAAGGUGAUAAUGUAUCUGUAAUUAUUCAAAUUUUAACAAUUCCGGCGAUUCACAAUGCAGUGCGCCACCAAGAGUUUGCCAUGGAGAGUUCAUUUUUCCCAGUGCAUUGUGGGUAAUGG
Molecule: messenger RNA, 3249 nt
Organism: Patiria miniata (bat star)
Lineage: Eukaryota; Metazoa; Echinodermata; Asteroidea; Valvatida; Asterinidae
Product: stimulated by retinoic acid gene 6 protein-like
Exons: 19
Coding region: 264-2498 (744 amino acids)
Biological process (GO): vitamin A import into cell
Cellular component (GO): plasma membrane
Molecular function (GO): retinol transmembrane transporter activity; signaling receptor activity
Source: RefSeq, a predicted model, not a curated record